This is a messenger RNA of Diuraphis noxia (Russian wheat aphid), 363 nucleotides long. RefSeq lists its product as uncharacterized. The record is from RefSeq and is a predicted model, not a curated record. NCBI's taxonomy places the organism in Eukaryota, Metazoa, Arthropoda, Insecta, Hemiptera, Aphididae.
AUGAAAAUUAAUGCAUCAUACAGAGACAAUGUUGGUGAUCGUUUAAGAUCCUUAGAAUAUGAUGAGGAAUUUUUCAAUUCGCUAACUUUUCGACAACGUGAUGGUUUAAUUAUGAUAAAAACUACAUUUGAGGAGAAGCCAACUGAUUACUGGGUAAUAAAACAUUAUAAGUGUUCAAAUAUUGAAAAUGUUCCAGUUAAGGAUAGGUGGAAGUUUAGUGAAGCUGGUGUUAAGUUGUAUACGAACGAGAAGUCAAAAGACCAGAUAUUGAAUGUAAGUUUGAAUCAAACCAUGCAAUCAAUAUUUGACUCAAUGCUACAAGACCCAGGACGUCGUACAAUCAAAAGUAAAAUAAUAGGCUAA